CAAAGAACACAAAGAAAAAAAACGACAGAAAAUCCACAUUCGUCAUUUCUCUGCUCAAAUAGACGGAGAUUUUUUCACAGAUUUUUAAUAUUUUACCAAAGUUUAAUCAAACUUGGAUAUUUGUAUGAAAAGGCUAAAGAAAAUAACUUAAAGAGUAACUUUUCCACAGUGGACAAUAUAUUUAUUGUAGUUUUCUACAAACAAAGGAAGAAAAUACAAAAGAAGAAAAUAAUUGUCGGCAGCCAAAAAGCAAAAACUGAACCGCAAUGGAGUUAUGUACACGUUCCAAGUCUAGCCUAGCACGGGGUUGUUUGAAUGCACUCUCAAUAUAUUUGGUUAUAUUUUCGACGUUUACCGCAUUUACGACAUUGAUGGCACAUGUGGACGAAUUGGAUAUAGAUGAAGAUUUGUUAACAUAUUCAGAUCCAUUGGUAGAGUUAAAUGAGGACAAUUGGCAGUCAAUGCUCCACGGAGAAUGGAUGGUUGAAUUCUUUGCCCCCUGGUGUCCCGCUUGUAAAAAUCUCGCGCCCACUUGGGAACGUUUCGCUAAAACCGCAAAGGAGCUGCAUGUAAGUGUAGCCAAAAUCGAUGUAACCACAUCACCAUCGCUUAGUGGGCGUUUCUUCGUUACUGCGCUACCAACAAUCUAUCAUGUUAAAGAAGGUGAAUUCCGUCAAUAUCGUGGCUCGCGCGAUGGCGACGCAUUAAUGUUGUUCUUGAAACAAAAACAAUGGAACAAAAUUGAGCCGAUCUCGGCCUGGAAAAAACCUGACACUAUUCACAUGUCCAUACUGUCAUAUUUCUUCAAGUUGUCGCAUACCCUUAAGGACUUCAAUGUACGUCUACAGGAAGAAUACGGCCUACCAACUUGGGGAUCGUAUGCGUUGUUUGCCAUUGGCACAAUAUUUGUCGGUGCUGCCUUGGGCUUAUUACUAGUUUGUGUGGUCGACUUUUUGUAUCCACCAAAGAAAUCACAACGUCAAAGCUUCUCUGAAUCCAAAGGCAAAUCUGCUGGUUCAGAUGCUAUCGAAGAUUUAGCUGCUGAUGAGAUUGAGGACGAAAAUGAUUUGAUUGAUGAACAGGGCGAUGACGAUGAAGACGACGAGGACGAUGAUGAUGAGCAAGAAAAUGAGAAUGGCGGUGCUGAGGAUGAAGAUGAUGGUACUUCAGAGGGUGAAAAGAAUUCAAACGCCAGCGAAUCGGAUGAGCCGGAAAGUGAGAAGGACGCCAAGAAGUCGGCUGGUGAUGGUGGUGCACAGGAACAAACAACGAUUGAGAAAGAGGAGAAGGAUUCGAAAAACACUAGUCCGGUUGAAGUGCGCAAACGCAAGCCACGAAAGGCCGAUUAAGAGCUUGAAGAUAAGCAGUGAAUUAGAAUGAAAAUCAAGAAUGCUUAUUAAAUAUGCAUAGUUAUUAACAUACAUCAACUUUAGUUAGCGUACGUACGGAGCUUAAAUUGCGCAUAUCGCAGGCCUAUUUCUUUUGUUUAUACUUUUUAAUGACAGAAUUUAACUUUUUCGUUUUGUGUAACUGAGUUGCUAGCAAAGGCGAUAUUGGUUGGGGUGUGAAAGCGAAUUGUUUGGCAGAUGAAAUGUUUAUAGUUAGAAAUAGUUACAUUUGUAGGUAUUUUUGCAAACCAAACGGCCAUUUCAGUCAGACCAUGUCGUAAAUCAAGUUUUGUAUAAACAAAACUUGACACAACCCAGAGAUAUUGUUUACAAUGAAAAUGUAAAGCAUAAUUGCAUUAAAGCUAAGCUAUGUGCGUGUGCAUCUACGCAAUUGUAUAUUCCCCAGCGUGUGUUAUACACUUUGUACUUGAAUUGUCAAAUUUGAACUAAUUGCCUAUUAUUGCUAAUAUAACGCACAAAUAUCGUUUCUGAACAUUUCAACUUAAAUAUUAUUGACUAAUUUAAAAAAUAAAUUUUACACCAACAUUCAUUUGCUCGAACAACUUUCAAGUUUCAUUUAUAGACACAUAAUACAUUAAACUAUGCGAAAAAUUAAAUAAAAUAAAAUUUGCCUUAUUUAGAUGGAAUAUAGAAUACAUAUGUAUGUAUGUACGAAGAAAAAACAUUCAAAAUGCUUAAGACAAGCGACAAGUUUUAUAAAAAGUUUGUUUAAUGGUUGAAGCGUAUGCUAACAAAAAUGACUAACAAAGUGAAGCGAAGUAGGAGGCGUUGAAGCAACUACAUGCCUAAUAAAUAAUCAAAUAAUGAAAAAAAAUUAGCAUACAUAUUACGAAAUAUUUACUAAUUUAAUUUAAAUAUAAAGAAAUAUGGAAGAUAUUCUAUUUAGACCGAAAACUAUUUGCUGUGUAGUAAAGGAAAUCUACAUACAUAACUGACUGUUCACUAAUUUUUAAGUACGCUGCUACCACAAUUAUUGUGGGUAGGCAUGCUACACUUUUUAUCUACUUGCAUUUUUAAUUGUUCGUACUGUUGGGUAUUUGAAGCAGAUAAAUAUUUUGAGCUUAAGAAAUAUUUUACAAAAUCAUCACCUUUCAUUGUGCAUUACAAGUAAUUAUAUCUAAAAACAAGCAUAUGUACAUAUGUUUUUCGGUUAAAAAAGUAUGAUUAACAUUAUAUUAUUCUUAAAUAUUUUAAAAUAAAUAUGAAAUUAUAUAUUUUCGAAAACUAAGUAUUUUUUUUACUUGACUCGAACUGCGACAAAGUUGUGGUUCGAGUUAGUAAGUUUCGACUGUAUUAUGGUUAUACAUAUAGUUAUAAAUAUGCUUUGCUAACAAUGUACAACUACAUAAUUUAAUUAAAAAAUUUUCUUUUUAUUAAUUUUCUUUAGCACUAAAUUAAAUAAAGGUUUCUUUUUUAAUA
Messenger RNA from Rhagoletis pomonella (apple maggot), 2828 nucleotides. RefSeq names its product thioredoxin-related transmembrane protein 1. The coding region runs from base 267 to 1349 and encodes 360 amino acids. NCBI's taxonomy places the organism in Eukaryota, Metazoa, Arthropoda, Insecta, Diptera, Tephritidae. The record is from RefSeq and is a predicted model, not a curated record. The transcript is spliced from 4 exons.